AUGCUCAAUACUACAACUUUCGGGCCCUCCAACUUCCAGCGGGGCCUCUUCCCCCCCCAGAUCCCCCCCAACUUCAACAAUAGCGUCAAGUCCCAGAUCUCCCCCAACGUCAACAGCGUCGAGUCGUCCUUCCAGCCCCCCUACAUCCACUCUCAACUUAGCUCCCCCAGCUUCACCACCUUCUGCUCCAAGAGCCGCUGGACCGUCUUUGGCGAACACCCUCACGGGCUUUAA
Molecule: messenger RNA, 234 nt
Organism: Klebsormidium nitens
Lineage: Eukaryota; Viridiplantae; Streptophyta; Klebsormidiophyceae; Klebsormidiales; Klebsormidiaceae
Source: the annotation of a GenBank genome assembly